Messenger RNA from Solanum stenotomum, 1580 nucleotides. Its product is annotated as lipid phosphate phosphatase 2-like. The transcript is spliced from 9 exons. The coding region runs from base 103 to 1269 and encodes 388 amino acids. Gene Ontology annotation, molecular function: phosphatidate phosphatase activity. The record is from RefSeq and is a predicted model, not a curated record. NCBI's taxonomy places the organism in Eukaryota, Viridiplantae, Streptophyta, Magnoliopsida, Solanales, Solanaceae. Gene Ontology annotation, biological process: phospholipid metabolic process.
UUUAAUUAAUGUCGUGAUUCAUUAUUAUUUCCUGAUUAAGGGUUUUUUCUCCCUCUUCUAAUUUUGAUUUUUAAUCUUCUCCUUCAUUGCUUUGAAUCGACAAUGCCAUGGUGGGAUUUGAGAUCUGUUUUCGUUUUCAAGAAUUUCAGAUGCUUUUCGCAGUCUCAGAACGGAUUAAGUCAAAGGUUGGAAACUUCUGCUGGAUUUUCUCAACUGUUUCGGCCACUGAUAGCCCACAAGAAACACCAGCAGGGUAGAAUGAGGGAUGCCCAGCCCGGAUCACAUACUGUGAACGUGAGGUCUCAUGGUGUGAUGGUGGCAUCAUAUACUGUGAGGUCUCAUGGUAUAACAGUGGCAAGGACUCAUUUGAAUGACUGGCUGAUCCUAAUACUACUUUUGGGGAUAGUUGUCCUUCUGAAUGCUAUCCAUCUGUUUUAUCGGUUUGUCGGGAAAGACAUGAUGGAAGACCUCAAGUAUCCUUUAAAAAGUAAUACUGUACCUAUUUGGGCUGUGCCAGUGUAUGCUGUUCUGCUGCCUAUGGUUGUUUUUCUGCUCCUUUACUUUCGGCGAAGAGAUGUCUAUGAUCUUCAUCAUGCCAUAUUGGGGAUUUUGUUCUCUGUUGUGGUAACAGCCGUUAUCACAGAUGCUAUAAAAGAUGCAGUUGGACGGCCUAGGCCAGACUUCUUCUGGCGGUGUUUUCCAGAUGGAAAAGAAGUUUACGAUAAAUGGGGAGAUGUUGUAUGCCAUGGUGACAAAAAUGUUGUCAGGGAAGGGCAUAAGAGUUUUCCAAGUGGUCAUACCUCCUUGUCCUUUGCUGGUCUUGGCUUUCUAUCGCUUUAUUUAUCUGGCAAGAUACAAGUCUUUGACUGUAGAGGACAUGUUGCUAAACUGUGUCUCGUAUUACUUCCUCUUCUUCUUGCAUCUCUGGUUGCCAUUUCUCGGGUGGAUGACUAUUGGCAUCAUUGGCAGGAUGUGUUUGCUGGAGGUCUGAUUGGUCUUGUAGUUGCAGCAUUAUGCUAUUUGCAGUUUUUCCCACCUCCAUAUAAUGAUCAAGGCUGGGCAACCUAUGCUUACUUCCGUAUGCUGGAGGAGUCCCAGGGAACUGCAGUAGCUGCUAAUGGUGAAAAUGUCAAUGCAAAUAAUACAUGCAACGCAGAGGUUCAAAUAGAAAGUCGACAGAAUGAUAGAAACAACGACACGUUUACGGGCAUUUCCUUGUCCGGGGAUUCUGGUCCAACCGUGGAAGAUCUAGAAUCUGGGAGGAGGUAGUUUAACUUGAGGCGAUUGAUAUUCGGAAUGACUCAAACAAACACUGGCCCAGAGUCCAUGAAAUGACCUCUUUUGAAGAAAAGAUACAUGGGAUAGACUAGAUUUCAUUUUUACCACACUGAUCACAGGGCAAAUGUUUUACAUAUGCAUGUAAAAAUUGUAAAAAAAAUUCUUAUUGUACAAGUUGCUCAGAAUGUUGUAGCAUUUUAGUUGAUAGAUGUAUGAUAGUGUUACAUGUAACAUCAGUUUAGAGAACAUUUUUGUGAAGCUCGUAAGCACAAAGUGAGAUUAUAACAAAAUUCUCUUUUACC